Arachis stenosperma is the source of this 897-nucleotide messenger RNA. Its product is annotated as actin-like. The transcript has 6 exons. Bases 1 to 897 code for a protein of 298 amino acids. NCBI's taxonomy places the organism in Eukaryota, Viridiplantae, Streptophyta, Magnoliopsida, Fabales, Fabaceae. The record is from RefSeq and is a predicted model, not a curated record. Gene Ontology annotation, cellular component: cytoplasm.
AUGGCUGAAGUUGAUGAGAAAUUCUGGGAGGAGGAAGAUGUUGAUAGAUUCAGCAAAGUGCAAGAGAGUUUCUUGACAAGUUUUUCAACUCUCAGUAUAAUUGAAUUCAUGUUAGUGGUCAAAACUCUAUUCGAUGAGGAGGGAAAAUGGAAGAUUGAGCCGGGACUCGUGGUGAUUUUGAUAAUGGAGCAUGCUCUAUUGUUGAUUAAGUUCGGUUUCUCUUGUUUGGUUCCUUCGGAACCAGCUUGGGUUAGAGCAGCCCAUGCAAAAAAUAGUUCGCAAGCACGAGACAUGUAUACUAAGAGGCUCUUGAGGACUAUUUCUGGAGGAGAAAAGACAAGAGAGCUGAAGAAGAUUGGGAAGGGAUUUUGUUGUUACUGUGGUGAUAAGAAAAUGCUAGGUCUUUUUUUAGACGAAUAUGACAAUGAUUCACGUUUGCAUUCACUCUUCCUCAAUCCAUGCUUCAGGAAUUCACCGGUGGAGAAGAGCUACGAGCUGCCGGACGGUCAGGUGAUCACAAUAGGGGCAGAAAGGUUCCGGUGCCUGGAAGUGUUGUUCCAGCCGUCCAUGAUCGGAAUGGAAGCCGCAGGCAUACACGAAACGACUUACAACUCGAUCAUGAAGUGUGAUGUUGAUAUCAGGAAGGAUCUUUAUGGUAACAUUGUUUUGAGUGGUGGAACCACAAUGUUUCCGGGUAUUGCUGAUAGGAUGAGCAAGGAGAUUUCUGCAUUGGCACCCAGUAGCAUGAAGAUAAGGUUGUUGCACCGCCCGAGAGGAAGUAGUGUCUGGAUUGGAAGCCCCAUUUUGGCUUCACUCAACACCUUCCAACAGAUGUGGAUUGCAAAGGCAGAAUAUGAUGAAUUAGGUCCAUCAAUCGUUCACAGGAAAUGCUUCUAA